GUUUGGGGCACAAGUAGGAAGCUCCGCGCGCGGCUCGCACGCCGGGACCGCCCGCCCCGGAGGAGGCUCCUGCUGCGCUCCGCGUCAGCCCGGCUAGUCCUCCAGUCCCGGCCCGGCCCGGUACCAGGGCCACCGGCUGUCACCUAGUGACUCCACAAUGAGUGUUCCUGAUUACAUGCAGUGUGCUGAGGACCACCAAACUCUGCUGGUUGUUGUACAGCCAGUAGGGAUUGUCUCAGAGGAAAAUUUCUUCCGGAUCUACAAAAGAAUUUCAUCUGUGAGCCAGAUAAAUGUGCGAGAUUCACAACGAGUAUUGUACAUCCGAUACAGGCAUCAUUACCCACCUGAGAACAACGAAUGGGGAGAUUUCCAAACCCACCGAAAAGUCGUAGGCCUCAUCACAGUAACAGACUGCUUUUCUGCGAAAGAUUGGCCACAAACCUUUGAGAAGUUCCAUGUCCAGAAGGAAAUUUAUGGUUCUACACUCUAUGAUUCCCGGUUGUUUGUUUUUGGGCUGCAGGGUGAGAUUGCAGAGCAGCCUCGAACAGAUGUGGCGUUUUAUCCCAGUUAUGAUGAGUGUGAGUCAGUGGAGAAGAGAAUUGAGGAUUUCAUUGAAUCUCUUUUUAUUGUGCUGGAGUCCAAACGCCUAGAUAGAGCCACUGACAAGUCUGGAGAUAAGACUCCUCUCCUGUGUGUACCGUUUGAAAAGAAGGACUUUGUAGGACUGGACACAGAUAGCAGACAUUAUAAGAAGCGGUGUCAAGGGCGGAUGAGGAAACAUGUCGGUGACUUAUGCCUUCAGGCAGGAAUGCUACAGGAUUCCUUGGUUCAUUACCACAUGUCUGUGGAGCUUCUGCGGUCUGUGAAUGACUUUUUAUGGCUUGGAGCUGCCCUUGAAGGCUUGUGCUCUGCAUCUGUUAUCUAUCACUAUCCUGGUGGCACAGGGGGCAAAGCCGGAGCCCGACGGCUGCAAGGUAGCUCACUUCCUGCUGAUACAGGCAACCGGCACCGACCAGGGGCACAAGAAGUUCUCAUUGAUCCAGGUGCUCUUACCACUAAUGGCAUAAAUGCAGACACCAGUACAGAAAUAGGACGUGCCAAGAACUGUCUUAGCCCUGAAGACAUCAUUGAUAAAUAUAAAGAAGCAAUUUCUUAUUAUAGCAAGUAUAAGAAUGCUGGUGUCAUUGAGUUGGAAGCUUGUGUCAAAGCAGUGAGAGUCCUGGCAAUUCAGAAGAGGAGCAUGGAAGCAUCUGAAUUUCUCCAGAACGCUGUUUAUAUCAACCUUCGCCAGCUUUCAGAAGAAGAGAAAAUCCAGCGUUACAGCAUUCUUUCUGAGCUCUAUGAACUAAUUGGUUUCCAUCGCAAAUCUGCUUUCUUCAAGAGGGUAGCUGCAAUGCAGUGUGUAGCCCCCAGUAUUGCUGAGCCUGGAUGGAGGGCUUGCUAUAAACUGCUCUUGGAGACUCUUCCUGGUUAUAGUUUGUCAUUGGAUCCUAAGGACUUCAACAAAGGAACUCACCGAGGAUGGGCAGCAGUGCAGAUGCGCUUGCUUCAUGAAUUAGUGUAUGCCUCCAGAAGAAUGGGGAAUCCUGCACUCUCAGUCAGACAUUUGUCCUUCCUCUUACAGACCAUGCUGGAUUUUUUGUCUGAUCAGGAGAAAAAGGACGUGACACAGAGCUUAGAAAGCUACACUUCAAAAUGCCCAGGAACAAUGGAGCUUCUCUCUCUCCCAGAUGGAUUAAACUUGCCUCCUGUCCCAUUUACAAAACUUCCCAUUGUAAGGCGUGUGAAACUCUUGAACCUCCCAGCCAGCCUUCGGCCCCAGAAAAUGAAAAGCUUACUGGGUCAAAACAUGUCCACCAAGAGCCCCUUCAUUUACUCUCCAAUUAUUGCACAUAACCGUGGAGAAGAACGAAGCAAGAAAAUAGAUUUCCAGUGGGUUCAAGGAGAUGUUUGUGAAGUCCAACUGAUGGUGUAUAAUCCAAUGCCAUUUGAACUUCGUGUGGAAAAUAUGGGUCUCCUCACAAGUGGAGUGGAAUUCGAAUCUCUUCCUGCAGCUCUUUCUCUCCCUGCUGAAUCUGGACUUUAUCCAGUGACACUGGUUGGUGUCCCUCGGAGUACAGGGCAGAUUACCAUUAAUGGUUAUCAUACUACUGUUUUUGGGGUGUUUAGUGACUGUUUGCUGGAUAGCCUACCAGUAAAGACCAAUGGCUCUACAGUAGAAGUUAUUCCUGCUUUGCCGAGAUUACAGAUAAGCACUUCAUUACCAGGUCCAGCCCGACAACUUUAGCAGCCUGCCUCUGGAGAUGAAAUUUCCACUAAUGUGUCUGUCCAGCUUUAUAAUGGAGAAACCCAGCAACUUGACAUCAAAUUGGAAAACAUUGGAACUGAACCUUUGGAAAAACUAGAAGUCACAUCAAAAAUUCUCACCACCAAAGAAAAGCUGUAUGGUGACUUUUUGAGUUGGAAACUUGAAGAAACACUUGCUCAGUUUCCCUUACAACCAGGAAAGACAGCAACGUUCACUGUAAAUAUCAAAGUGAAAUUGGAUUUCUCCUGUCAGGAGAAUCUCCUGCAAGAUCUCAAUGAUGAUGGAAUCAGCGUUAGUGGUCUUCCUCUUUCCAGUCCUUUUCGACAGGUUGUCAAGCCUCGAGUUGACAGCAAACCAGUGAAUGCUUCAGAAGGCAGCAAGGCUGGUGAUUUCAGCCAUGUAAAAACACUAGAAGCCAUCCUGAAUUUUAAGUACUCAGGCGGUCCAGGCCAUGUUGAUGGCUAUUACAGGAACCUCUCCUUAGGAAUUCACGUGGAAGCUGAGCCAUCCGUGUUUUUCACUCGAGUCAGUACACUGCCUGCAACAAGUACCCGUCAAUGCCAUCUACUUCUGGAUGUAUUCAACUCUACAGAGCAUGAGCUAACCAUCAGUGCUAAAAACAAUGAAGAGCUUAUUCUACAUGCUGGGGAAUGUCAAAGAAUGGCGAUUCAAGUAGACAAGUUCAACUUUGAGAGUUUCCCAGAGUCUCCCAUGGAAAGGACUCAAUUUACAAACUCCAAACAGCUCGAAGAGGAAAGGCAGGAAGCCCGGGGUCUGGAGAUCAACAGCAAGUUAGACAUCCACUGGAAUAUCCCAUCUUUGAAGCGACAUGGAGAAGCAAGUGUUGAGGGGAUCCUCAACCAACUGGUCCUGGAGCAUCUGCAGUUGGCUCCCUUGCAAUGGGAUGUGCUGGUGGAUGGACAGCUGUGUGACUGUGAUGUCGUGGCAGAUUGCCGAGUUGGUGACCCCAUUCCACUUGAAGUGCGGCUAACCAACUGGAGCAAGCGAAAUGUGGGACCCUUUGCCCUCACGGUGAUCCCCUACCAAGACUACCAGAAUGGUGUGCACAACUAUGAACUUCAGGAUGCCAUCACCUUCGUAGGCUCCAACACCUUUUACAUUGACUCGGUUCGGCCAAAAGAGAACUCUGUUUGCCUGGGUGCCCUCCUCUUUCUCUACACCGGUGACUUCUACCUAAAUAUCAAGUUCCACGAAGACACCACCAGUAAGGAGCUGCCACUGUCCUGGUUCUGCCUGCCCAGCGUCCACAUCCGAGCCCAAGGGCCUGACCUCCAGGCUUGAAGACCAAGAUCAUAUGGAAACUGCCCAAUCUACCUGCUAUGUGAACCCCACAUUGACAUUUGAACCCCCAUUUCUUCCCAAGGUUAAGCACCCAACAUCCUUAGAAGGGCAGUAAGAGAAGUCCAACCUUGAGUCUGCUGCACCAGUGACCCCACCCAAACUCCACAGACUCUGAAGGGUGUACACGCCAUGGGUCCUCUUUCCCUAACACGCACACAGACAUUCUCUGAAAGCCAGGAUGAGGGGACAGAAGGUAAAUUAGACUUCCAGCCCCACUUUUGUCCUUGUCCUCUCACCCCUGGCUUUCUCAAUCUUUACCCAAAGUGAGAGAAUCAGGUUAUAUCUAGUUCCUCCAUCUUUCAUGUCCUUAACCUAAUCCUGAGUUAUGCUGGUGAGAGGAGUGCUUUUCUAGCUCAUAGCAUGAGGGAUUCACUGGUGCGUUCACCACAACCCUGAGAUGGGAAAACUAAGACUCAGCCUUGCAAACCCAGGGCUGCCUUCCUGAGCUUUUUACACAAGAGCUGGGGGAUCACUUAGAGGCUACCAUGGGCCAGGUAAUUGGCCAACUCAAACACAGCUUUAGCCAUAGAGUCUUAGUGUUUCCAUACCCCCUAGUCACCCAUUCAUUCUAGCUUAGUUCUAGGCAAGAACUCCCAUCCCAAUUGACAAGGAGCCCUUUGAGCUGCAGAGGCCAGAGAAAAGUCAGGGUGGGGAUGGGCAUGGAGUCAUUUCUAAAGGCAGUUUCUGUAGGGAUUACAUCUAAAGGAAGAGCAGCUUCUCCCCAGAGAAAGGAAACAAGCUAAACACUCCUCAUUUCUCCCUGGAAAGUUCAAGGCUUCCUUUGAUAAUUUCAGACUUCUUCCAGAUUGACAGUCAUCUUGGGAGUCCCUUAUGCCAUUUAAUGGGGAGAGAAUGGUUAUCAUCAAUAAUAACACAGUUUUCCCUCCACCACAAAGGCCCAUCUCUGGGCCUUCUCUCCCUGAUAAAAUGUAGGGAAUUAUGCCCCUAGUUUCUGGGUGCCCAGGUGGGGCAGGAGCACACAGGGCUGUGGAUAGAGGUCCUAUUGUCCUUAACUAGAUUUUACACCAUUACUACACCUUGUUUAUUUAUGUGAGAAAAAGAAAAUACCAUUUUAUUUGAAUCAAGCUGCAUAACUCCUAACUCUAUUGAAUCAUCUGAACAUAACAUAGCUUUAGCAACCCUAUGUCUACCUGCUUCCUUCAGAAUUGGGCUAGUGAAUCCUUCUAGAGUCCUCGCAAUAUUCAUUCUCUCCAGUUGUUUAUGUUUUCCUUUUAUUUUUUUCUGUAAAAAUACAUGGUGGUCUGGGAGGAGGAAGUGGGAGGUUUGAUUUACUGUAGUCAGAUUUGUCUUUAACAGAAUAAUACAGUGUUCUCAAUGGUGGUGGUGGGGAGCACAUAAUCCAGUUUUACCAUAUGGAAUGGUGAAGAAGAUGUUGUGCUUCCCUUAGCAGGACUCUCAAGGUCUCCAGUUUAAAGAAACAAAAAAAUCCUUUGGAGUGUUAGUCAUCUGGGCAAGGAUCUCAUGGUACCAGAAGGGACUUAUUCUCUGGGAAUCUGGGUGGAAGAUCUCUGAACAAAAGCAGAACUCCAUCCCAGCUCCCUCCUUAGCCAACCCUCAGAGCUAAGGAAGGAAGAGAAAAGUCUCCUAUCCCACCCCCUUGGGUCCCUGUCCUUUUCACCUUCCUCAGCCUCACCCAGCCACAUUCCUGUACUAGUAGUUAGCAAAAUUUCAAACGAGACCAUCUAGUGAAUUUGAAAAAUCUCGAGCCUGCUUUCUUGCUCCCCAGUCCACCAUACAUUUGCUCUCCGCACCUUUACCAGAAGCAGAAGCUGGCAGUUAGUGUAGGGGAAGUGGGAGUCUCACCUAUACACCUGAUCCUACCCAGCCCGCUUUCCAUUCAUGACCAUCCGUUCUCCCCAAGCAAAGCACUGCUGUGGGUUUGAGUUGUCUGAGUUACUGCCAUUCCGUAAUUUCCUGGUCUCUCCACAAUGGGUGAGAGCAUCGCUGUCUGCUGGUGCCACCCACUAGGCUUUUGGCUGCUUUUCCCCACCCUGCCCAGAGAGAUGUGGCUCUGUCCUUCUUCUGUGGCAGAGAGGAUCUUUGAAUGGUUCUUCAGGGAGAACCGGAGCCCAUGCAUGCAAUGUGUUAAGGAGUCCUUGGCCAAGGGAGGACACAGCAGGGAGGUGAAGCUAAAGAUUAUGAUUAUCCUGGGCUCUUGGCCCUCUCUGGAAACAAAAGGUAAUUGUCCUGCUUGCUCUAACACUCAAAACAUCUCCUCUCAAUAAAUAUGGAUCCCAUCUAAGUUCAAUUGUCCAAAUAAAAAUCUUGCCUUGCUACAAAAACA
This is a messenger RNA of Dromiciops gliroides (monito del monte), 5975 nucleotides long. It is a transcript of the gene TRAPPC9, whose product is annotated as trafficking protein particle complex subunit 9. Gene Ontology annotation, cellular component: trans-Golgi network. The record is from RefSeq and is a predicted model, not a curated record. Lineage: Eukaryota; Metazoa; Chordata; Mammalia; Microbiotheria; Microbiotheriidae.